AUGCCUAGAUUGAGCGGAAAGACUGUCCCUGUUCUUGACGAUAGUACAUCUGCCAGCAGCAGUCGAGACAGCUCCUCGCCGCACGGCGAUCAUUUUGACGACUCAUUAACCUCAGUGCAGCCUUCCCCAUCUGAGAGUGGGCAGAAUCAUACCCAUACGUUUGCCUGUGCAGAGUCUAUCAAUGGCGACUUGGUUCUAAACAACAAGUUUGCCACGGGUCAGGACUUUAGUCUGCAGUCGCUUCCCUCCGGAAUCAACCACUUUUCUGCCAAAGGCCUGCUGAGGUACUACGAUCAUAUCGUUGCUCCUAUGAUGACUUGGUACGACGGUCCAGAUAAUGAAUGGCGACUUAUCAUGAUUCCUCUUGCCUUACGAUCCCCACCGCUGCUUCUUGCGAUACUCGCUCUAACAGCAGAACACUAUGCGUGCAAGACUGGCCUGGCGUGGCCUUUCCCGGAUGGCAACACCUCUGCGACUCUCCGGGAACAGAGCCUAAAGAUCCUUGCUGAGCACCUUCGCGUGGAGAUGGCCAACAACAAUACGGCAGGAAACGAUGGCCGUGUUGCUGAGAUCCUUGGCACUACCAUUGUUCUAUGCAAUUUGGAAAUGAUCAACUCAGAAUCAGAACUGUGGCGCGUCCAUUGGAAGGCAGUGAGAACCAUUACCAGACGUUGGACCACCACAUCUCUCAUGUGUCACCCAGUUGACACCGAGUGUCGGACUUUGGUCGCUGAGGCUUUCUUUUACGAUGCUAUGGCCUCUUCUACUACGUUCGAUGGUGGUGAACCGAUUCCUGUUGAAGUAAUACACCCGGAUGACUUUGGUGUUCACGCAGAGCUGAUGCAGGUCAUGCAAGAGAUCACUCAGGCCGAGAGACAGCGUUUUAUGGGCAAUCUUGGUGUGAGAAACACGCCACUCCGGGACUUAGUGAGUCUGCAAGCACGCCUGCACCAAUGCCACGUACGAGAUGUCGAGCUCGCCAAAGUCAUGCACUUCCCUUUUCCGUCGGAGGAGCUUCGUGCCGACUUUAUAACCCUCAUCGACUUCUGGCACUUUGCGUGCACUCUCUACGGGAUGCAGGCCCUGAUGGAUCCGCAGCAAUCGAGACUACACCGGAAGGAUUACAUGUACAGAGGCUACGAAUGCUUCAAGCUGUUCAAAAACAAGCGACCAUUUCAGCAAGACGUCGUCUGGCCACUCUUCAUCAUUGGCGCUGAAGCAAAGGAUCAUGUGGACAUACAGGAUUUCACCCAGCGAGAGAUUGUUGAACUCAUGGAUGUCACUGGGUGGAGAAAUUGUACCAGGGCACUUGACUUCUUGAAACACUUCUGGGCAAAUGGCAGUACGACCGAUGGUAGCUGGAUUGAUCAUGCCAGAUUCCAGGCCUCACACGGCUUCUCCUUUCUUCUUGUUUGA
This is a messenger RNA of Zasmidium cellare ATCC 36951, 1416 nucleotides long. RefSeq lists its product as uncharacterized. The transcript has a single exon. Lineage: Eukaryota; Fungi; Ascomycota; Dothideomycetes; Mycosphaerellales; Mycosphaerellaceae. Gene Ontology annotation, molecular function: transcription cis-regulatory region binding; DNA-binding transcription factor activity. The coding region runs from base 1 to 1416 and encodes 471 amino acids. Gene Ontology annotation, biological process: positive regulation of transcription by RNA polymerase II. Gene Ontology annotation, cellular component: nucleus. The record is from RefSeq and is a predicted model, not a curated record.